Molecule: messenger RNA, 3669 nt
Organism: Cyclospora cayetanensis
Lineage: Eukaryota; Apicomplexa; Conoidasida; Eucoccidiorida; Eimeriidae
Product: AF4/FMR2 family member 4
Exons: 12
Coding region: 1-3669 (1222 amino acids)
Source: RefSeq, a predicted model, not a curated record
AUGGAUGAGGUGGCUCUAAGUCCACAAAAGCUGCGGAAGGUGCAGCAAGUCGCCGAGAUCUCGUGUCUCUCAGAGCAGCUGGCCGUGGCGCUGCUCGUCGCCUCCUGCUGGAGUGUACAGCGCGCAGUGUCUCUACACGUGGAGGGGCGUUUGUGGCGCCUCUUUGGACUCCGCCGCUGCCCUUCAGAGCCGCAGACUCUCCCUCCUAGCCUCAUCCUCUCUAUUUGGACUGCCAAAGAUGUCAAGCACAACGGAAGCUACAGAGUUGUCGUUGAAUGUGGCCUUGCGGCACGUAGACUCAGCGCCUGGACAGAAGGCACCAGGGAGCUCGUGCCGCUGCAGUUCACCUGUGGCUUUCCCUGGGUAUCUGCCGGGGAGCAGCUGAAGUUUUCCUUGUGGAGGAAGAGGCUGGUGCAAGACGACAAGUGCGUCGGAGUCGCCUACUUGGCGUGCUCGCUAAUUCCUCAAGAAGUCACCAGUGUAAGCCGCCUCGCUCUUGAACACAAAUCGCGAAAAAGCGGUGUUCUCACCGUUGAAGGCUUUCGCUUCCGACCCAAAAUUCCUCCUGCUGCUAUUGCUGCUGCUGCUGCUGCUACUACUGCUGCUCCAGCAGCAGCAGCAGCAGGAAGAGCUGCUGCUGCUGCUGCUGGAGAGGCCGCCAAGCGGCAGCCCUCGCACAGCCGACUCCAGCAGCUGACUGAAGGCACCUUGAAGACGCAACAAGCACGUGGCGAGCAUGCAGCUGCCGACGCAGCGGCAGCAGCUGCUCCACGAGCUGGCCUUUUACGCGAAGAAGACAUCUCAGCCGCUGCUGCAAGCCUCCAGAAGGCGCAGGUUGGUCUGCCACAACGAAGCAGUCGUAGCAGUCUCUCCCUUGAUUUGCUGGAUCUAUUCGACCCUCCCACAGAGGAGCACCACGAAUUGCAACAGCAGCAACAAACGGAUGAGCAAGGAGUCAUCCAGCAAGGCUUUCCUGCCCAGAAUCGCGUCGAAAAGAAGUCUGUGCAGCAGCAACAGCACCACCCCUCCAUUCAGCAGCCCACGCAGCUGCGUCGCGAGCCACCGCCCAAACCGCAACCGUUGCCACAGCAGGAGGAGGAACGUUCCAAGCAGGGGGAGUCUCUCCUCGAGCUGCAAGAGCCAGAGCAAGAGCCACGUCUAGCGUAUCCUGCCGCCGCUGCGCUGGACGCACUUUUCUAUGCAGAUGUAGCUGCGCACUGUACAGAUCCUGAAGCAGCAGCGGCGCUGCAGCCGCUAUUUCUCGUGGGCAAGACUGCGGAGGCGCCCGCUACUGCCGCUUCUGGCUCACCGACGUCGCACGCAGCUCCUGCAAGCACUGUCAGUCAAGGGGGAGUUCCUCCCCAAGAGGCAGGAGUGGCGGCAGAAGAUCGGCCGCUCUUCUCGUCGCCGCCUCCCGCUGGUGCACCCCCCAACGCUGCUGCAGAGUCUUCUGCAGGCAGCCCAUCGUGCUCGCGUCCAAGCCGACCGCUGCCUGCACUGCAGCACGCGCUCGCGAAUAUCGAGAGCUCAGCGGCUGCGACGCAAUCAGCUCCCCACGCUGCAAGGGGAGCGGAGGGAAGGCUCUCAGCAACGGCAGACGCGCUGCCUGAGCGAGUCUUGGGUACCGCCUUCCUCAGUCCAGCGACUCCCCGCGCAUCUCCUGGUGAUGGUGCGCCUGCGCCGUCGAAGAGAGUGGUGGCACCCGCAGACGACGAAACCUUCAACGGCGCAGGCGAGCUUCCCCACGAAGACGGUGCUGGCGAAGUGCCUCGUGGCGAAAAGCUGCAACCAAGGCACCCAAGCGAGGGAGAAAAGCAGCACCUGACGGCUCCCUUCUGGCCUGCUGCUUCCGAGGCAAGCAGUCAGGCACCACGCGCUGCAGCAGCAGCUGCCUCGUCAGCCGAUGCCUCCUCACCCUCAGCAGCAGCUGUCUCACGAAGCUGGACCCCUUCACGUGCUCGUAGUCUUGCCCCUGCAUGGCCUCCUACAGCCUCCCCUGCCGGGAGUUUUCCAAGCUCAGCAACAGCAGCCACUGCCGCUGCUGCAGGGGGGGGGAGAAACGCCGCCUGCUCUGCUGGCGCCUGCGCAGCCACAGGUGCUCCAGCAAGCCAAUGUACACUUGCAGGGGCAGGGGACGCCGCCGCAGCUGCAGCAGCAGCAGCAGCAGCAGCAGCAGCAGCAGCCAUUCUCGCAGCAACAGCAGCACCAAGCGCAGCAACAGCAGCACCAAGCGCAGCAGCAGCAGCACCAAGCGCAGCAGCAGCAGCACCAAGAACAGCACCCAAACCCUCUUUUGCGGCAGCUCAGGAAGGGUCCCCUCAGCCGUUAUUGCCACAGCAGCAGCAGCAGCCACAGCAGCAAGCUCAGCAGCAGCAGCUGUCAGUGCCACCACAACAGCAGCAGCCACAGCAGCAAGCUCAGCAACUGCUUCUUCCUGCCGUUCCGACUGCGGCGCAAUACGAGCAGCAGCAGCAGCAGCAGCAGCAGCAGCAGCAGCAGAUGCAGCAGCAGAGGCAGGAGCAGAAUCUUCACCCGAUUCAUCACCAACAAGCUUCGACCACUCGUGUCACUCACUUUCCUUGCACUCUUGCCACGGCUCCUCAGUUUCCCACCGCAGCUGACAGCAGCCCCUUUGAGUCCAACUUCCGUUCCCCCGUGGCCACUUCGCGUGUCGCUACACCACAGCAUGUCUCGUGGGCAGCUCCCCUGCGCCUACCUGACGAGCAGGUCGAUGAUGAAUCCGAGCAGAGCCAACGGAGUGCGCGCGAGGAAGAGACUUCUUCGUGCAAGCUGUCUCACCGGGACCAUACUUCGCGUGAGCAGAAACACAAGCGCGAUAGGCACCAACGCCAGAAGCAAAAUAGGGGGUCUAAGAUCUUCAAAGACGCGCAAAAUGAGCAGCAGCAGCGCCUGCUGCUGCUGCAGGAUGGUGCGACGCAACUGGAGGAGAACGAGCGACGCCUGCGAGAGCAAGGGCAGUGGGAAGGAGGUGAUGACAGUCCAGUUCGCAGCUCGUGGGAAAAGCGUGUCGGUCCUAGGCCUAACGACCCUUUAGACGCGGCAGACACCCCUCGAGAACAUGAAGCCUCAGCAGACUUUGGAGAGCAAGCAGCAGCAACAACUGGACAAGUCGCUGCGGAGCAGCAGGCAGCGCUCAUGAAAAAGGAGCGCGAGCACCACCGUUCCCACAGAAAAUCAAAGGAGCGCAAGAAGGCUGCUGCGAAGAAGGAGACUCGCCAAGAAGGCACGCCAGAUGAGUGGGGCGAAUGUGGCUGGGAAGGCACUACAGCCGAAUCCUCUCGAGCUGGCAUGCGAGUGUCUGCGUGGCCUUUGUAUCCCCAUUCAAGCGAGAGUGGCAGCACAGCAGCAGCAGAUGCUCCGGCAGCAGCAGCUUAUGCAGCAGCAACACCAGAUGCAGCAGCAUCUGCGCAUGCAACCGCAGAUUUCGAUUGGCUUGCCGGCUGGGAUGCAUCAGCAAUCCCAGGGGGUGCAGCAGCUGCAAGGCGUGCUGCCUGCUAUGGCAGGGCAGCCGUUGCAGCAGCAGCAGCAGCAACCACCCUAUUAUCAGCUCGGCUUGCACUUGCACCAAGGGCAGCAGGAGCAGUUUUCUCCUAUUCAGCAACAGCAGUCACCGGGAAAGCAGCAUUGGAGCGGCCCUCCAGGGCAUAA